AACAGCUUCUGUACGGACUACCUUCCACUGACGGGACCACCAAACUGUCAAAAAAUGUAACUCUUCCGUUCGCUUUUUAGCUAGAUUAAAAUAUCUGUAUUUUUUGUCAUUUUAUAUACAUUUAAUCUGUAGUUAACAUGAAAUUAAACGUAUGUUGCGUACACCAUAUAUAAAUAUCUAGCUAAUUUUAGAUUGAUUUCCGCGUUAGUUCGGGAAUUUCUAGGUGAAGAUGGAGAAAUUCGAAGGGUACAUUUUCACUGCUCUCUGCAGCACCAACUUUUUGGUUUCGUGUCUCCUUUUCUCCAAAAUAACUCGGGAGCAAAGGGAGCCCUACAUGGACGAAAUAUUUCACGUCCGUCAAGCUCAGAAAUACUGCUACGGGAAGUUUAACGAGUGGGACCCAAUGAUCACCACGCUUCCUGGCCUGUACCUGGCGUCAGUGGGCGUGAUCAAGCCAGUGGUGUGGCUCGUGGACCUCACAGGGAAGGUAGUGUGUUCUACCGCAAUGCUGCGCUUCAUCAACCUCCUCUUCAACUGUGGCAUCCUCUACCUGCUCUAUCUCGUCAUCUGCAAGCUCCACCUCAAAGAGAAGACUAAGACGGCCUCCCGCAGAGUUCUCUCAGCCCUGUCCCUGUCUACCUUCCCCGUGCUCUACUUCUUCAACUUCCUUUACUACACAGAUGCCGGAUCUACUUUCUUCAUCCUCUUCACGUACCUCAUGACCCUGUAUGGCUGUCACAAAGCCUCGGCACUCCUCGGCGUCUUCGCCAUAUUCUUCCGCCAGACAAACAUCAUCUGGGUGGCGUUCUGUGCCGCCACGGUGGUGGCCAACAAGAUGGAUGAAACCUGGAGGACGGAGCAGUCGAAGAAGAAGGAUGACAAGUUGCCCUGUCAGAUACCUUUCUCCGUAAGUGGGGUGAAGAGAGUGAUGCGUUUCCUGUUGGAAUUCCUGACCACAGCCAAUCACGUGAAGGCUGUGACGCUAGUGGCAUGGCCGUACAUUCUUGUUGCCGUGGGUUUUAUCGCGUUCAUCGUGUUGAAUGAUGGGAUUGUAAUCGGGGACCGAACCAGUCACGAGGCCUGUCUCAACUUCCCUCAGCUCUUCUACUUCUUCUCCUUUGCCCUCUUCUUCUCCAUCCCCACGUCGCUGUGCUACCACCGAGCUCUCCGCUUCCUCCAGACCCUCAAGAAGCAGCCACUGCUCUACUUAGUGAUCACAGGACUCUGCCUGCUCCUCGUGUGGAAGUUCACCUUCGUGCACAAGUACCUCCUGGCUGACAACAGACACUUCCCCUUCUAUGUGUGGAAGAGGAUCUUCCAGAAGCACGAGGCGGUGCGUUUUGCCCUCAUCCCGGCAUACGUGUUUGCAGCGUGGAACUUCGUGGACACUCUGAAAUCCCGGUCGUUGUUCUGGAUCCUGGCGUUCCUGGUGUGUCUGCUGGCGGCCACAGUGCCUCAGAAGCUGCUAGAGUUCAGGUACUUUAUUGUUCCGUACCUGCUCUACCGCCUCCACAUGCCCCUGCCCUCCCUCACCAGACUGGUGCUGGAGUUCCUGUUCUAUACAGCCGUCAACGCAGCCACACUCUACAUCUUCGUCAACAAGACUUUUCAAUGGCCAAAUAGUCCGGCUGUACAGAGGUUUAUGUGGUAGCCUGACCUGAACAGGAGGAACCCAGUCAUUUGGAAAAACUAUAGGUUAUACUUUUUCUAUUUUAAAUGAGUAGGGCCAGGAGUUUUUCCUGUUGUGAUGAGAACAUACUCAGGAAAAAAAAAACAUGGCCCAACAUGUGAGAGAAUGCAUUUCAUGUGAAGAAUACUUUGAAAAGCACAAGAUGUUUAUAAUGUACAUUUGAACUGUGACUUGUACAUUGAAUUAUGUAAUUUGGAUGGAGGAAGAGGCCCAAAAAAUUUAAAAGCCAAAUUGUAAAGCAGCAAUCUGUGUAUUAUACUGAAUGGUUAAAAAAAAAAAUGUUUUCUGCAAAUGAAGAACAUUCAUGACUUAUCUUAAUUUAACUCUAUGGUAGAGUUAUACGAAAUGAUGUGGCUCUCUUUGUAAACAUACAACAUCCCUGACUGUAUUCAAAUAAAUGAAUUAGUCUGUAUUUCCCUAUUCUCUACUGGAAAUAGCAUCCAUAAACCAUGUAAACAAACAUAUGUGUUUACAUUCUGCUGCAAUAUUCUGAAGAGUAAAGCUGUGAUAUACAAUGGGUUUAGAAUCCUCUUUUUUCUUUCUACUGUAUUUUAGAUGAUCUCAAUCCUGCCCCCAACUGCGAUCCCUUGAAUAAUGUUCUCGUUUGUGUUUCUUGAGUGUGUUUGGUUGCCCUAAAAUUCCAGAAUCCUUCUCUGUCCUUUAGGCCUAAGAUAUCAUCCAGUAGCUUAGCUAUUCAAGUCAGUUUAUUAAAUCAUUGUCUUUAAUAACACAUGUAGAUUCUUCAAAAGUAGUGUGUACAUUAGCUUCAGAAAUGUUUAUUUGGUCAGAAUUUAUUACUUUAACCUGUAUUUUCUACCUGCAUCGUUACCUGUCUGUUGCUGAUCUUUUAUUGUCCCUGUAUGGCUGUCCUUGGGCUGAAAUGAUCAAAUGAAGUGACGCAAUAAAAUUAUUAAUGUCAUA
Oncorhynchus nerka (sockeye salmon) is the source of this 2611-nucleotide messenger RNA. RefSeq names its product ALG10 alpha-1,2-mannosyltransferase (gene alg10). The record is from RefSeq and is a predicted model, not a curated record. Gene Ontology annotation, cellular component: endoplasmic reticulum. Gene Ontology annotation, biological process: protein N-linked glycosylation; dolichol-linked oligosaccharide biosynthetic process. NCBI's taxonomy places the organism in Eukaryota, Metazoa, Chordata, Actinopteri, Salmoniformes, Salmonidae. The transcript has 3 exons. Gene Ontology annotation, molecular function: dolichyl pyrophosphate Glc2Man9GlcNAc2 alpha-1,2-glucosyltransferase activity. The coding region runs from base 230 to 1651 and encodes 473 amino acids.